Messenger RNA from Anarrhichthys ocellatus (wolf-eel), 7845 nucleotides. RefSeq names its product nebulin (gene neb). Gene Ontology annotation, molecular function: actin filament binding. Lineage: Eukaryota; Metazoa; Chordata; Actinopteri; Perciformes; Anarhichadidae. The record is from RefSeq and is a predicted model, not a curated record. Gene Ontology annotation, cellular component: Z disc. Gene Ontology annotation, biological process: cardiac muscle thin filament assembly. The transcript has 68 exons. The coding region runs from base 111 to 7349 and encodes 2412 amino acids.
CGCAGCUGUGUGCUGUCGCCCGGUGUUUCUCUGGAGGGAAGCUGGGGAGACUUUGGCGGCUUGGCAGACCUUUAAACUUUGUGUAACCGAGACUCUAAAUCCGUCUCAAAAUGACGGAAGUUGUGGAGGAGUAUGAGGAGUAUGAGGAGUAUGAGGAGUAUGAGGAGGAGAUUGAGGAAGAGAUGACAGCGACGACUGAGCACGAGAGUUCUCAGGCCUUCCAGUCUGGCUUGCCCACCAGGAAAGUCAGGAAGAAGGUGAAGGUGGACACCUCCAAGUUCAUGACUCCGUACCUGGCUCACAGCCAGAAGAUGAUGGAGCAGUACAGUCACAACAAAUACCGGCAUGCAUACGACGUGUCCAGAGGGACUCCUCCUGCCAUCAUCACUGAUUCUCCUGAAAUGAUCCGCAUCAGGAAGGCCCAGGAGCAGCUCAGCGAGGUUAAAUACCGCAUGGAGGGAAAUAAGACUCGGACAACAAGCUUGUAUGACGGUAAGGCCAGAGAGGUCGCCCACGUCAAGUGCGUCUCCGAACUGAUCAGCAAGGUUCUGUACAGACAGAAGUGGGAUGAGACGAAGGACCGGUACCUGCUGCCUCCGGAUGCUCCUGAGCUGGUUCUGGCUGUGAAGAACGCUGCCAACUACAGCAAAAAACUUUACACGGAGCUCUGGGAUGAAGAGAAGACCAUGUUCUACCCGUACAGCGACAGCCCCGAGCUGCGCAGGGUGGCCAAAGCUCAGGAGGCCCUCAGUGAUGUUCGCUACAAGAAGGGUCACGAUCAGCGUAAGGCGAAGUACACCUCGCUGGCUGAUCCUCCUGAAGUGGAGCUGGCCAGGAGAGUGAACAAUCAGCUCAGUGAUCUCAAAUACAAGGAAGAUUACAAUAAGAACGUGAAGGGUCAGUGGUGCGAGACGCCGUACUUCGACGUGGCGACAGCCAGGGUGGCAAUGGAAAACUUCAGCAGCAAAAGAUACACGCAAGACUACGAGGACAACAAAGACCAAAUCUAUUUCAUGCAAACGGACACGCCCGUUUAUGACGCCAACAAGAAGGCUCGCAUCGCUGCCAGCGGGGUCCAAUACAAGAAGGAGUACGAGAAGGGCAAAGCGGAGGCCGACUACAACACGCUCCCGGCCACAGAGAAUCCUCUCCUCAGACAGCUCAGAUAUGCCGGCACCAUCCUCAGCGAUAAAGUUUAUAAGGCCAGCUAUGAGAAAGCCAAAGGUUCCAGCAUCAACUACUGCGACACGCCCAAGUUUCAGAUGGACUCCGUCCUUAAGAAGUUCACUGAUAUACGUUAUAAAGAUAAGUAUGAAAACGAGGUGAAGGGCCACUACGUCGGCAGCUAUGAAGACGUCUUCAUGGUUCACUGCCAGAAAGUUGAGGAAAUGAAGAAUGAGCAACUCUAUAAAGCUGACUAUGAAGACAUGAAGACGAGAUGCUUCUUCCCUCAAACGCUGACGCCUGAGUAUGAAGCCGGGAAGAAGCUGCUCCAGUGUAGCGAUACAACCUACCGGCAGCAUCCAGACAAAGUGAAGUUUACACAAGUGGCGGAUUCUCCAGUUCAGCUUCAAGCCGCCAUCAACGCCAAACAGCUCAGUGACGUGUUCUACAAGGAGGACCUGAACUGGAUGAAGGGGAUGGGUUGCUUUGUCUGGGACACGCCAGAGAUCGUCCGCGCCAAGAAGGCCUACGAGCUGCAGAGCGAACUUCAAUACAGACAUGAGGCCAAGAAAGAAUUCAACAAUUACUCCAUCGUGACGGACACCCCGGCCUACGUGACUGCUGUCCUGGGUAACACCUGGGCCAGUGAUCUCAACUACAGGGAGACUUAUCAUAAGCGGAAGCACUUGUACACCACCAUUCUGGAUACGCACGACUACGCCAGAUGCCACAACUUGAAGCACCUCUUCAGCAAAAAAGAGUACAGCGCCACCUGGGACAAAAUCAAAGACAAGAGCUACCAGAUUCCACCCGACUCACACGCCCUGCAGCAUGCCAAGCAGCAGAAGAUCAUUCUGAGCGGCGUGAAGUACAAGGAGGAGUACGAGAAGUUCAAAUCCCUCUACAGUCUGCCCAAGUCUCUGGAGGACGAUCCCGGCACCGCUCGCUGCAUCAAAGCUGGAAAGCUGGUCCUGGACCGUCUCUACAGGGAGAACUACGAGAAGUGCAAGGCCAAGAACCAUAUCCCACCAGACAUGCUGGCGAUCCUGUCUGCCCGCAAAACCCAGUCCAGCGUCAGCGAGAUCAACUACCGCAAGCACCUGCAUCAGUGGAUUUGCCUCCCUGACAUGCAGGUGUACACCCAGGCACGCAAAGUCAACGAGCAGCUCAGCGACAUCUUCUACAAGGACGACCUGAACUGGCUGAAGGGAAUCGGCUGCUACGCCUGGGACACGCCGGAGAUCCUCCGCGUCAAGCAUGCCGGUGAUCUCCAGAGCGAGAACAAGUACAGAGCCAAAGGUAUCGAGUCCUUCAAGGAGUACUCGGUGGUGACGGACACUCCAGUGUACAAGACGUCCAAGCAGAACUCUCAGAACCUGAGCGAGCUGCACUACCACUACGAUUACAACGCCAACAUCAAGGGAACCAACACGGCUCCGGCUGUGACCGUCGACACGGAGAGGGCUCGCAUGGCCAACUACAUCCAGAGUGAUAACUGGUACAAGGAGGCCAACAAGAACCAGAUGCCCACCGGUUACUCGCUCCCCCACGACACCCCUCUCAUCAAGCAGGCUAAGAUGAACAGCGUCGUCACCAGCUGUGUGAAGUACAAGGAAGCCUACGAGAUGAUGAAAGCGAAGGCCUACACUCUUCACCCAGAGGGCGUGAACUUCGUCAACUCAAGGAAGGCCAACAAGAUCACCAACAACCGUCUGUAUCGGGAGGAAUACCACAAGCACAAGGACAAGAUCCACACGACCUACGACACUCCGGAUAUCAGACAAGUCAAGAUGAACCAGAAGCACAUCAGCGACUUGUGCUACAGAGAGAAAUACUACAACACCAGAGGCCAGCUGAUCAAUUUGCCCAUCACGCCCCAGCUGAUGCACUGCUACCACGUCAACCAGAUCACCAGCGAGCUGAAAUACAAAGAGGAUCUGUCGUGGCUGAGAGGACUCGGCUGCUUCUUGUACGACACCCCAGAGAUGAUCCACAUCCGCAACAUCACCAAGCAAAGGGUGACCUACCCGGUGGAGGCCAAGAAGAACCUCGCCAACUUCUCCGUGGUCCUCAACACGCCAGAGUACAAACGAGUGACUGAGCUGAAGACCCACAUGAGCAGCAUGAUCUACAAAGCCCAGAGCAAGCAGGACAUGGCGAAGGUCUCCACCACUUUGGACUCUGUGGACAUCUUGAGAGCCAAAUGGGCCCAGCAGCUGACGAACAACUUCCAGUACACCAAUGUGGCCAGUAAGGAGAGAUCUCACUUCACUCAAGAGAGUGAAACUCCAAACAUGGGCCACGCCAGAAGAAUGAAAGUCAUCUGCAGUGAUAACAAAUACAAAGACCAGUAUGAGAAGAUGAAGCACAGGUACACCACCAUCGCUGACACGCCUCUCCUGAUCCGGGCCAAGAAAGCCUACCUCCAGUCCAGUGAUCUGCGUUACAAAGAGACCUUUGAGCUCGCUAAGGGCCACUGCCACGCGGUGAAGGACGCUCUGAACCUCUCCUACCACCGCAGGGUCACCGAUGACAUCAGCGAGGUGAAAUACAGAGAGAAGUACAUAAACACUCUGGGAACGUGGAAGUCCAUCCCCGACCGUCCUGAGUUCUUCAUCAGCAGAGUUGCCAACGAGAACGCCAGCACCGUGAAGUACAAGGAGGACCUGGAGUGGCUGAAGGGUAUCGGCUGCUACGUGUGGGACACGCCUGAGCUGGUCCGGGCUGAGAGGAACAAGAUGCUGUACAGCGGGAGACUCUACAGAUCCUCCUUUGAGAAGAACAGAGACAACUUCAAGUACACCUGCGACAGUCCGUUCUUCCAGGCUGCCAAGUACGCCUCCACCCUCAUCAACGACAGAUCCUACAAAGCUACUUAUGAGAAAACCAAGGAUAAGUUCACCAUAACGAAAGACGAUCCGAGAUACGUUCUGGCCAGAGCCAACAACAGCAUGAGCCAGUGGAGGUACAGGGAGCAGUACGAACGGGCCAAGGACAAGUUCACCUCGAUUCUGGAGACUCCCUAUUACGAGGCCCACAAACGCAGCAAGAAAAUCACAGAUAUCAUCUACAAGAUGGAGUACAACAAGACCAAGGCGAAGGGUUACACCUUACCUUUUGACACUCCACACCAGCAGCACAUGAAGAGGGUCAAGGAUAUCACCAGCAAUCUGAAGUACAGAGAAGUUUAUGAGAAGAGCAAAGCCCAGAUCAACAUCGACCCCGAGGCUCGUUCCAUCCGUGCCGCCAAGGAGGCCUACAAGAAGAACAGCAAUCUUACCUACAAGAAGAAGUACGAAGCGACCAAGGCCAAGUGGAUCUGGACGGCAGACAGACCCGACUUUCUCAAUGCUGCCAAGAACUCCCUGCAGCAGAGUGAUGUUGAGUACAAGUAUGACAAAGAGAGCAUGAAGGGCUGUGUGAUCCCCGUCGUGGACGACAGGUUGACCCUCCAUAAUAUGAAGAACACAGACAUGGCCAGCGAGCUGAAGUACAGAGAGAAGUACGAGAAGGCAAAGGGCCACUACAUCGCCGUUGAUGACACUCCUCAGAUCCUGCAUGCCAAGGCUGUGCGCUCUCUGGCGUCAGAGAGCAAAUACAAGGCGGCCAAUAAGAAGAGCAUGCAGUCCGGCUCGUUCACCACCCUGUCGGAGACUCGUGACACUGUUCACAGCAAGGAGAUCAGCAAGCUCAUCAGCAAGAAAUUGUACAAAGCGAAGUUUGAGAAGGAGAAGGGCAAGUCCAUUUAUAACAACAUGAUUGCUCCACCUGAUGUUCGGCACGCCAUGGGAGUGGCCAAGAGUCAGAGCAACAUCGCCUACAAGAAAGAUGCCAAAGCCAACCUCCACUACACGAGUGUGGCCGACCGCCCCGACAUCAAGAAGGCUACUCAGGCUGCCAAGCUCAUCAGUGAGAUCGGUUACCGUGAGAAGGCCCGUGAGGAGGCGAGCCACGGAGGUUCUCUGGUCCACCGCCCAGACAUCACUCUGGCCACUGAGGUGUCCAAGCUGACCAGCCAGCUGAAGUACAAGGAGAAGUUUGACAAGGAGAUGAAGGGAAGGAGACCACAAUACGACCUGAAGAACAGUAAGAUUUACCAGACGUUAAAGGAUGCCAAUGUGUUGGCUAGUGAGGUGAAGUACAAGCUGGACCUGAAGAAGCUGCACAAGCCGGUGACCGACAUGGCCGAGUCUCUGUCCAUGCAGCACAACCUGAGCACCAGCAAACUGUCCAGCACCUACUGCUACAAGAAGAAGUUUGAGGAGAGUAAGGGUCACUACCACAUGAUCGCUGACUCACCAGAACAGCUCCAUCACAAGGAGGCCACUGAACUCCAGAGCAGCGUGAAAUACAAGGAGAAGUAUGAGAAGGAGAAGGGAAAGGCCAUGCUGGACUUUGAGACGCCCACAUAUGUGACGAAUAAGGAGGCGCAGCACAUGCAGAGUCAGAAAGACUAUAAGAAGGACUUUGAGGAGCACAUGAGGGGCAAGAACCUCUCAGGGUUGGAGGUCACCCCCGCCAUGAUACAUGUCAGACACGCCACCAAAAUAGCCAGUGAGAAAGAGUACAGGAGGGAUCUAGAGGAGGGAGUGAAGGGUAAAGGGCUAACUUUACCGGAGGAAACUCCGGAGCGUUUGAGAGCAAGGAAUGCCACUCAAAUCCUGUGUGAGAGAGAGUACAGGAAGUCGCUGGAGCUGGAGAUCAAGGGAAGAGGAAUGUUGGCUUUGGCUACAGACACUCCAGACUUCAUGAGGGCGAGGAACGCUACCGACAUCCUCUGUCAGUCUAAAUACAAGCACACCGCUGAGAUGGACAGGGCCAGCUACACAAGUGUGAUCGACACUCCGGACAUCCUCCACGCUCAGCAGAUGAAGAACAUCAUCAGCCAGAAAAAGUACAAAGAGGAAGCUGAGAAGAUCAUGUGUCACUAUGUUCCCGUCCUGGACACUCCGGAGAUGCAGAGAGUCCGUGAGAACCAGAAGAACUUCAGCACUCAUCAAUACCAGAGUGACCAUAAAAGCAUAAUGGGCAAAGUGUCUACUAUAAAGGACACUCCUGAAAUGCUCCGUGUUAAAGAGAAUACAAAGAAUUUCAGCUUGAUUCAAUACAAAGCAGGAGUGGAACAAGGCACGUCAGUGUCAGAGACCCCCGAGAUGGAGAGAGUCAAACGCAAUCAGCACAACAUUAGCACGAUAAAAUACAAGGACUCUCUGGGUCGAGGCACGGCGAUACCGGACCUCCCGGAGGUGAAGCGGGUCAAACAAACCCAGAAGAACAUCAGCUCGGUGUUGUAUAAAGACAGCUCAGCCAAGGGAACCCCUGUGGUGUAUACCCCAGAGAUGGAGCGAGUCAAAAGGAACCAAGAAAACAUUAGCUCGGUGCUGUACUCUGACAGCUUCCGUAAGCAGGUCCAGGGCAAGGCCGCCUUCGUUCUGGACACACCUGAGAUGAGGCGCGUCAGGGAGACCCAGCGCAACAUUUCCGGGGUGAGGUACCACGAGGACUUUGAGAAGAGCAAAGGCAGCUUCACUGCCACCGCCUCCGACCUGGUGAUAGAGCGCGUGAAGAAGAACACGCAGGACUUCAGCAACAUCAACUACCGCGGCAUCCAGAGGCGCGUGGUGGAGAUGGAGAGGAGGCGCGCCAUCGAGCACGACCAGGAGACCACCACCGAUCUGCGUGUUUGGCGCACAAACCCCGGCUCCGUGUUCGACUACGACCCGGCGGAGGACAACAUCCAGUCCAGGAGUCUCCACAUGAUGUCAGUUCACGCUCAGCGUCGCAGUAAGGAGCACUCCCGCUCCACCAGCGCUCUGAGCGGCGUUGGCGACGAGAAGUCUGAGGUGUCCCACGACGCCGACCACCACAUGUCCCUCUACAGCAACGGCUUCAUGGCCACCUCCAUCGGUUACCAGCACGCUAAGACUGUGGAGCUGCAGCAGAGGUCCUCAUCAGUGGCCACGCAGCAGACCACCGUGUCCUCCGUCCCCUCACACCCCUCUACCACAGGGAAAACGGUGCGCGCCAUCUACGACUACGGCGCGGCCGACAGCGACGAGGUGUCCUUCAAGGACAGCGACGUCAUCGUGAACGUGCAGGCCAUCGACGAGGGCUGGAUGUACGGCACCGUGCAGCGCACCGGCAAGACCGGCAUGCUGCCGGCCAACUACGUCGAAGCCAUCUAAGAGACGACGCACCCGACCUAUCGACACAUCCACGGGACGAAAACGGAUCGGCCGCAUAGCUUGUAGCCUGUAGUUUGUAGUCUGUAGUUUGUAGUUGCUCUGUAACCGUCAUGUUUCAUGUGCUGCUGUUUCCUGUGGAUGUGACGUAAACAUCAUAUAAAUAUUACCGAUUAUAAAUGCUACGAAUUACAUUUUACUUUGUUUAAACUGUUCUGAGACGCACCACCACCACCACCAAUACGCCCUUUGUAUAUUUAAAAAACAAUAUAUAUAAAAACACUUUUCUCAAAUAGUUCCAAUUAUGUCUUUAAUGGAACUUCUAUGGAGAGACAAAGAAAAGACGACAACGAUGAAACGACGAAGCCGCUCCUGAAGAGUCGUACGCGUCGAGCCUCAGUCUCCCUCCUUUACACUGACGGCCGGCCACGAGUAGAAUGUGUGUUUUUCUUUCCUCCCAUUGAUGAGUAGCUAAUAAAGCACACGAGCUCCUGCAGCA